AAUCACUUUUCCGUUUCUCUUCCUGUCUAAAAGUUAAAAAAGAUCACACUCACUUCUCACACCCCACUUGAUAGAACUUUAAACUAGUCGACUUCUCGAUUCUCUUCGCUUUAUACACUGUACAACCGAAUCUCUGUGUCUGAAAGUUUCCAUUUUUCGAUCUGGGCAUUUUCUAAAGCUCAUCUUUUUUUUCUUUUUAGUUUCUGAUCCAAGGUUCUUCUCCUUGAGUUCGCUUUGAGUUUUCAAAUAGUUACAUCUAAGGUUGUUCUGAAAAUAUGGCGUCUUGCUCUCCAACCAUGAAGCUUCAGUGUCCUAGUAGUCCCUUUGGUCUGAACAGAAAAGUCGUUUCUGCCUCUGGAAGAGUGAGUGCCUUCUGGGGAGCGGAGGUUGUCAACACCAAUCAUUUGAAGGCACAGUGUGGACCUCAAAAGGUUCAGACAAGGCUCAUUCGCUCUGUUCUCACCCCAUUUGUUGAACAAGACUCUCAUGAACCUCUGCUGAGAACUCCAAGAGCAGACCCAAAGAAUGUGGCAUCUAUCAUACUAGGUGGCGGUGCCGGGACUCGCUUGUUCCCUCUUACAAGCAAGAGAGCUAAACCUGCGGUGCCAAUUGGAGGGUGUUACAGGCUGAUAGAUAUACCAAUGAGCAAUUGCAUCAACAGCGGUAUUAGAAAGAUCUUCAUCUUAACUCAGUUCAACUCUUUCUCCCUCAAUCGCCACCUUUCUCGCACUUACAAUUUUGGCAAUGGUGUCAAUUUCGGUGAUGGGUUUGUUGAGGUUCUUGCUGCAACUCAAACUUCCGGAGAUGCAGGAAAGAAAUGGUUCCAGGGAACUGCUGAUGCUGUUAGGCAGUUUAUAUGGGUCUUCGAGGAUGCCAAGACAAAGAAUGUGGAACAUGUCUUGAUCUUGUCUGGUGAUCAUCUCUAUCGGAUGGAUUACAUGAACUUUGUGCAGAAGCACAUUGAGUCAAAUGCUGAUAUCACAGUUUCUUGUCUUCCCAUGGAUGAGAGCCGUGCGUCAGAUUAUGGGCUGCUUAAAAUUGACGAGUCUGGACAAAUCGUUCAGUUCUCGGAAAAGCCAAAGGGAGAUGACUUAAAGGCAAUGCAAGUUGACACUUCAGUUCUUGGCCUGCCACCAAAAGAAGCUGCAGAGCUCCCAUACAUUGCAUCCAUGGGAGUUUAUGUCUUUAGAAAAGAGGUGUUGCUAAAGCUUCUAAGAUCGAGUUAUCCUACAUCCAACGACUUUGGUUCAGAGAUCAUCCCAUUGGCCGUGAAAGAGCAUAACGUCCAGGCAUUUCUGUUCAAUGACUAUUGGGAGGAUAUUGGAACUAUAGGAUCAUUCUUUGAUGCCAAUCUAGCUCUCACUGAACAGCCUCCUAAGUUCCAGUUUUAUGAUCCAAAAACGCCAUUCUUCACAUCUCCACGGUUCUUGCCACCUACCAAAGUUGACAAAUGCAGGAUACUCGACUCCAUAAUUUCACAUGGAUGUUUCUUGAGGGAGUGCAGUGUGCAGCACUCUAUUGUAGGCAUAAGAUCACGUGUAGAGUCUGGUGUACAGCUUCAGGAUACAAUGAUGAUGGGAGCAGAUUUCUACCAAACAGAAGCUGAAAUCGCGUCUCUAUUGGCGGAAGGGAAAGUUCCUAUAGGUGUAGGCGAGAACACCAAGAUCAGGAACUGUAUCAUUGACAAGAACGCCAAGAUUGGGAAGAAUGUGAUCAUAGCGAAUGCUGAUGGUGUGGAAGAAGGAGAUAGGCCAGAGGAAGGGUUUUACAUAAGAUCAGGCAUAACCGUUGUGUUGAAGAACGCUACCAUUAGAGAUGGUCUGGUUCUUUAACUCUUAAACCUAUCGUAGGAGAACUGUAAAUCUCUUCCUGUGACUUUGAACGAGAGACGCUAUGUUCUAUGAAAAUAAUAUUUAAUAAAACAGGAGGGACACAUUUUUAAAAAUUGUCAUCAAAUACAUUUUAAAUAUGUUGUAAUCCAACUCACUAAAUUUUUUGGUGAUCUUCUAAUGGAG
Molecule: messenger RNA, 2015 nt
Organism: Eruca vesicaria subsp. sativa (arugula)
Lineage: Eukaryota; Viridiplantae; Streptophyta; Magnoliopsida; Brassicales; Brassicaceae
Source: the annotation of a GenBank genome assembly